This is a messenger RNA of Salvelinus fontinalis (brook trout), 1842 nucleotides long. RefSeq names its product actin binding Rho activating protein b (gene abrab). Gene Ontology annotation, cellular component: sarcomere. Lineage: Eukaryota; Metazoa; Chordata; Actinopteri; Salmoniformes; Salmonidae. The record is from RefSeq and is a predicted model, not a curated record. Gene Ontology annotation, biological process: positive regulation of Rho protein signal transduction; positive regulation of transcription by RNA polymerase II. Gene Ontology annotation, molecular function: actin binding.
AUGGAGGCCCAUCUGUAUGGUGUCCAACCUUACAGAUGGGACAUAAAAAGGCAGAAGUGGGUGUCCGAGAUCAAAGACAAGCUGGCCAAGGAGCCUAUCAGCUGGGCUCCUGACCCCCUAAGAGAGCUUUGGGACGAACCACCAAAGACACCAAGCACCACUAAAUUAGGAACCUGGCAGAAGAAGGUUUGUCCCUGUCAGGAUCCCACUGCUGGCCACAUCAUACCUGCUGCUCAGAACAACACUUCAGCUACCAAGCAGGAGUCUCAAGGCAAUUCUCCUCCUUCCCAAUCGGAGGGCAAAAUAAAGACCCCUCUAGUGCCUACACGGGAGUCCCGGAUCAAGACCAAGCAGGUGGUGAAGACUGUGACCAGCGGCGUUCAGGAGAGGAGUGUGGGAACUACAUUUCUGACAGAGCUAAUUUGUAUGGUGGCUCCACCGCCAGGGGAGGAGAUAGACAGGACACUGAGCAAGAGGGUGUCGCUCGCACUCCACAGAAAGUGCUCCAAAGUGUCGAAACUGACCCUCAGCUGGAAGCAGGAGAAGGAAAGGAGCGGAAUGUAACGACAAUUUGGAGAUGGGCACACCUGUAGCGUGGACACAGAGGAAAGUGGGUACUCUGAGGCGGAGAAAAGGACCCUUGAGGCGGAGGGCGGCCAAGCUAAACCUGGACAGACAGACAACUCUAAACCUGGACAGAUGGACAGCACUGAACCUGGGCAGACAGAGAGCAAUGAACCUCCUGGACAGACAGAUAGUUCUAAACCUGGACAGAUAGACAUCACUAAACCAGGAUAGACAGACAGCACUGAAGCUGGACAGACAGACAGCUCUAAACCUGGACAGACAGACAUCUCUAAACCUGGACAGACAGACAGCACUGGGUCAUCCGGGGAGGCCAUGCAGAGGGAUAGUGACGGCAUCUCACCUAAAGGGAAAGUUGAGUCAUGGGUGAGGGUCAAAAGACCCUCCAGCUCAGUGAGCAAAAAGGAGUUGGAUGACGCCAACAAGAUCAACGCUCUCUCAAGGAAGUACAGUGCCGUGGGCAAUCUGAACAGCCGCUGGCAGAACUGGUCCUCGACGAACACAGUCAACCAGAAGCUCAACCCCUCCAGUGAGGACUUUGACUGUGAAUACUCCAUGUCCCUACGCCUCCACCAAGGCGAGGAUGGUUACGGACGCCCCAAGGAGGACACCAAAACAGCCGAACGUGCCAGGCGAGCCGAGCAACACAUCCACGGUGAGAUAGCCGACAUGUGCUAUGUGAUCAGGACUAUGAACGACCCAGAUCUGGACGGGAAGACCCGCGUCACUUUCAGAGAACUGUUUAAUAGAUACGUACGCGUCUCUGACAAGGACGUGUGGAUUCUUCUGAGAGCCAAGAGGCAUGGGAAGGUGGCAUUCGACGGGGAGAUGCUGUGGCAAGGGCAGGAUGAUGGUGUUAUCAUGUGACCUCCUCUCUUGUGGAACCAAGUGUAUUCGGAAAAGUAUUCAGAUCCCUUCCCUUUUUCCACAUUUUGUUACAUUAUAGCCUUAUUCUAAAAUUGAUUAAAUAUUUUUUUCCUCAUCAAUCUACACACAAUAUCCCAUAAUCCCAAAGUGAAAAAAGGUUUUUAGACAUUUUUGCAAAUGUAUUACAAAUAAAAAACAGAUACCUUAUGUACAUAAGUAUUCAGGCACUUUGCUAUGAGUCUCGAAAUUGAGCUUCGGUGCAUCCUGUAUACAUUGAUCAUCCUCGUUUCUACAACUUGAUUAGAGUCCACCUGUGGUCAAUUGAAUCGAUUGGACAUCAUUUGAAAAGGCACACACCUGUCUUUAUAAAGUUCCACAGUUGACAGUGCA